AUGCCGGGCCGUCUGCUCCCCAGCUUUGUUCGGGGCUCUGGCUCCCUGCACUCGUCGGUCUCUUCGACUCCCAUCCACUCCAAUUCGUCGUCGACUACCUCCGUCAAUGAGAUCCCCCAUCACCCUGGCAAGAAGCCAGCACAUGGCACUCCUGACCGUGCUCGCUCACCCGAGCGUCGUCUAUCCUUCUCCAUGGACCACCUGAUCCACCCCCACCGAGACCACAGUAAGGACAAGCGCCGCAGCCUGGGACGCGCCGGCCGGUCCAAGGAGCGUCUCGGCAAGGACGAGCUUGCGAAGCCAUCCGCCAAGCUUGAGGUCCUGGUCGAAUCGCCUCCUCUAGUCUGCUAUGGCAACCCCAGCAACUCCACCGGUGCUCUGUUCUCUGGUCGUCUGCGUGUGACGAUCCCCGAGAGCGCUGGCGAGGUCACUCUCAACCAGUUCGACGUUCGCCUCAUCUCCAAGUCCUCCACCAAGAAGCCCGUUUCUAGCCACUGUCCUAGCUGCGCUACCCGCACUGAGGAGCUCACUCGUUGGAACUUCCUGACAUAG
Messenger RNA from Penicillium brasilianum, 552 nucleotides. The record is from the annotation of a GenBank genome assembly. NCBI's taxonomy places the organism in Eukaryota, Fungi, Ascomycota, Eurotiomycetes, Eurotiales, Aspergillaceae.